Somion occarium is the source of this 1359-nucleotide messenger RNA. NCBI's taxonomy places the organism in Eukaryota, Fungi, Basidiomycota, Agaricomycetes, Polyporales, Cerrenaceae. The record is from the annotation of a GenBank genome assembly.
GGAGUUUUAACGCAUCUCUCUCCUGAACCACUACCAUCCCCCUUCCGCACAACCCUCACAGUCCGUGCGCCAUCCUUCCUCAUCUUCAUCCCCCCUCCCGCAAGCUCACAACACCUCAAAUCUUUUUCUAUAUCCGUCACAAUAAGCCAUGUCCGCUACUAAGAAGUCUACCAAGUCCUCUGCAGCCAAGAAGGCUGUUGCUCGGCCUGCGGCUUCGCACCCGACUUGGAUCGAAAUGAUCAAGGAAUGUAUCAUUGACCAUAAGGAGGAGGCCCGCCAAGGCGUGUCUCGUCAGAUGAUCAAGAAGUAUGUAGAGGAGAAAUAUAGCCUCGAAAUCGGUAACGCUCAGGUCACCCAGCUCAGCCGAGCAAUUACGGGUGGUGCUGAGAAGGGCGUCUUCGUCCUUCCCAAGGGACCUUCUGGCAAGGUCAAGUUGCCUCCUAAGACGACUCGUCCCGUCGAUACUUCCGCUAAGGAGAAUAAGCCUGAACCGAAGCCUGCUGCAAAACCCGCGGCUAAACCUGCUGCUAAAGCAAAGACCACGACAACAAAGGCUGAGAAGGAAAAGCCCACGAAGGCUGUCAAGGCUGCGAAGAAGCCUGUUGCAGCAAAGGAGAAAGUCGUAAAGGAGAAGCCUUCUGCCAAGCCUGCCAAAACCAUUACUAAGAAGGCACCUGCAGCUAAGGCUGUUACGAAGGCGAAAGCUGCUCCUGCAAGGAAGGCUGAGACAAAGAAAGCACCUGCUAAGAAGGCUGCUCCUCCUGCGAAAAAGACAACUUCGAGAAGGGGUGCGGCUAAGAAGGCUAUCACAGGCACAUCCGCUACAACCAAGGCAAAGGCAGCUGCUAAGAAGGCACCCGCAAAGAAGGCGGCUGCGACCAAAGCAACUACUACGAGCUCACGGAGCGCCAGGGCGGCGAAGAGGGCAUAGACAUCCCGACCCUGGCCCACACGACUGUCCUAUCUUUUUCUUUCCGUCUUCGUUCCUGUUUCGAUCAUUUUCUCUCUUUCUCCUGUCUCUAGUAUCUGUCCACAGAAAUGGUGUGCUACUAUCAGUCAUAUUUUACGAACUCUAUGGUACUCGUUUCCCGGCGUUGUCUUUAUCUGUCCUGCUACUAAAGAUUCGUAUGUAUGUCUAUGUAUACGUAUGUCGAUUUCCUUCCCUCUUCGUCCUUGCAUCAUAUUUCCUUAUGAUAGAAUGGGGAGGCUGUGCGUGGGGCUGACUGGAAACAUGCGCUCCUGGUCAUUAGUUUUGGACUCGUGGUUAUGAAGUGUAUCUGACUAGUAGUAAUUUAUGGGCAGAGGAUUUUAUUAUUAUUCGUAUUGACGCAAAGAAUGCAUUCGUUGAUUGGUGCACUC